Messenger RNA from Oldenlandia corymbosa var. corymbosa, 1785 nucleotides. The record is from the annotation of a GenBank genome assembly. Lineage: Eukaryota; Viridiplantae; Streptophyta; Magnoliopsida; Gentianales; Rubiaceae.
AUGGCGGAAAUCAAUGAUGCUCCGCCGGAAGACCAGAUCAAGGAUUCCGACCGGAAGUCUGAAUCUUCCAAAUUCGAUCCAGAAACCAUGCGAAAAACAAAACCGGGACUGAAACGCCUCGUUCUUACGCUUUCUGUCUUCUUGUCUUUCUUAUUAGGUCUGCCAUUGUUGCUGAAGUCAGUAGAGAUAUACAGAUCACCACUUCCUUUCAAAGACAUCGAUUCCCUUUCAUCCGCAAUCGAGUCCAGUACUAUUUUGUUUCCCUGUCAUUUCCAAGCUUUGUUCGUCAAUAUCCCUGCAACGUUAUCGUCCUCCUCAAAUCAACAAUUAGAGUAUUCAAUUUAUUCUCGCAUGCAAAAGCUCUUCCCAACGACUCCACCUUGCGGCACUUGCAGCAACUUCUCCGUCUCGGUAACCCUAGAACCGCAGCUGCUGAACGGGCUUUCGCGUGAUCGGAAUUCACCAGAUUUUGAUGACUAUUUGGAUGACUACUUGGAUGCCGUGUUGAAUAAGCAAUUUAAUUCCGAGGAGAAGGUUUACAGAGUUGUGGUGGUGAACAGGGAUGAGGUGGAGCAGCUCAGGGCAGUGGUUGGGAAGUACAGGCAUGCUUGGAUUGAAGGGAUGAUUUCGAAUGGGGAUUAUGAGAUGGCGAUGGUUGAGAGGAUAGCGGAGAUUUUCGUCAAAGUGUUUGUAAAUGGGGCAAAAGAGGAAGGCACCAUUCAUGGGGAGUUUAUGCCUGUUGGAGCUGAUGGGAAGCUUGUAUUGUCCUUCAAUUUGUUAAAUGCUGAUCCUCGUGAUUGGGUUUAUGAUUGGGAUUUUCAACAAAUAGAUGACAUCCUAUUGGCUCCAAUUGUUGAAGCUUUGAAGCCUCUUGCAGAUGUUAGUGUGGAAAGUCAGGUUUUAUACCAUACUCCUAAAUCCUCAUUUUCGUAUUGGGAUGAGAAACAGGCCAGCCAUGUCUUCAGUUCCAGAGAUCUACCCUUUUUCGUCAAUUCAAAUGAGUGGCAUUUGGAUACCUCAACUGCAGCUGGCGGGCGGUCCAAAGUUUUGCAGUUUGUGGUAUACAUCCCAUCUUCAGGAGAGUGCCCACUCUCAUUGCAACUUCCAGAUGGACAGUUUUCACUGGCAAAUGGUUUUAUAUCUCCUAUGUGGGGAGGUGUUGUUGUCUGGAAUUCCCCAGCUUGUUUGACUGUUUCAGAAAGUAAUAAACCUCUUAUUCAUAAGAUGUCCUCUGAGGACUUGAAGAACACAUUUGAAGUUUUUACAGGCCAACUGAGGCAGCUAUUUGGUCUGAAGUCGAAUAGCUUCUUUACUGGUGCAUCAGGCACUGUGAUUCUUUUACCCAGUGAAAGAGGCUUCACUCAGUGGGAACUGGACGUGUUAUCAAGGCAGCAUACAUGCUUUAAUCUUCUUCAGUGCGGAACAACCCUCGGAUCACUCUCACGAUUGGUGCAAUCACUUCCGAGGAUGAUCAUAAGAGAUGAAAUUGGGAAACAGGUCAAGUAUUCUCUGGAUGCUGCAAAACUAACUCUAGGGAAUGCUUCCCUUGGAAUUUAUGAUACUGCUUCUGAAUCCUCCAGACUAGCAAGAUCAUUGGCUGAGGAUGCUUUCUAUGACCCAUCUAUGAUGUCUGUCAGCUAUUACUCGUUUGAGCACUGUUUCGCUGUUUAUUCGCCAUUCUUUCUUCCGGUCUCGCUGCAUGUGGUUCUUGCCGUUCUUAGAGAAUGGAAAAGGUACAAGCAAGAGCAGAAAAAAUUUGCGGCCUGGAAAAGUGUUGGGAUCUGA